UUGCAUUGUUUGCUUUCUUUAUCUCCCACUCUUCUGAUAGGUUAUUGUACGGAGUGUCUACGGCAAUUGAGUUCCCCUCUAUCACCCUCUAUCAGAGGGACCAUAUACCUCUACACUACUAUGUACAAUCAAUCCACACCAAACCUACACCGGAGUACAGCUCAUGCACCCCAGAACCGCAAUCCAUGCCCCCCCGGGCACCACAAAACUAACCCGCCCAACACCUUCAAACCCCCGCCCACCAACAAAUCCACUGCUCCUAACCGAUGCACUUACCGUGCGUAAUACAGUCUUCAUCGACGAACAGGGGUGUUCGCCGGAGGGCGAGAUCGACGAUGAUGAUGCGCGGAGUUGGCAUUGGGUUAUGUACGCCCGUCAAUCGCAGGAUGGAGAUGGGAAUGGAGAGGGAGGCGAUGGGGGCGGAAAACAGGAUGGCGGGGAGAAGGAAGACGAUGGCGAGGCAAUCGGAGUGAUUCGUCUAGUUCCUCCUCCUCACACUCCUCAUGAACAUCAUCUUGAUAUCAGCCCUGCGCACGCGCACACAGACAAUGUCAAACCUGUCAACGACAACAACAAAAUCAACAAUGACCCCCCCGCCAGGCAAUAUGGCACCACUCACGAACCUUAUAUAAAAUUAACCCGCGUGGCGGUACUCCCGGCGUACCGCGGGCGAAAUCUCGGAAGAAAACUGGUCGAGACGGCUAUUGACUGGGCGCGGAGGAAUCCGGGGGAGAUAGAACACGCUUAUUCCCGAGUUGUGCGCGGGCGUGAGGGCUUACCUGAUCGGGAUGGUGGUGGUGGUGGUAGUGGUGAUGUCAAGUGGAACGGGUUGGUGCUGGUUCAUGCGCAGGUGUCGGUUGAAGGGAUGUAUGCACGGUUGGGGUUUGUUACUGAUGAGAGUAUGGGGAGGUGGGAUGAGGAGGGUAUUGAGCAUGUUGGGAUGUGGCGACGGGUUGAUGUUAUUCAUAAAUCAUGACCUCUACGUUGGAAUAAGUAUGUGGUGGUGAUGGUAAAUUCAUUAUCCUCUAUAUGCAUGCGCCAGAGCCAUAACCAAUAAACAAACGAAAGAA
This is a messenger RNA of Aspergillus glaucus CBS 516.65, 1070 nucleotides long. Its product is annotated as GNAT family N-acetyltransferase. Bases 164 to 976 code for a protein of 270 amino acids. Gene Ontology annotation, molecular function: monosaccharide binding; glucosamine 6-phosphate N-acetyltransferase activity. Gene Ontology annotation, cellular component: Golgi apparatus; endoplasmic reticulum; endoplasmic reticulum-Golgi intermediate compartment. The transcript has a single exon. NCBI's taxonomy places the organism in Eukaryota, Fungi, Ascomycota, Eurotiomycetes, Eurotiales, Aspergillaceae. The record is from RefSeq and is a predicted model, not a curated record. Gene Ontology annotation, biological process: UDP-N-acetylglucosamine biosynthetic process.